CUCACUCUCAAGUUUUUCUCAUGGGAAACAUAACCAGGAGAGGCAGCGAUAAGCAGGUUGCUGAAAGUGCCGAGUCACCAGAAGAAGGCCCGUGCGCAGCACUUCACAGGAAACUCUACGAAGCCAUAAUGAGAGAAGACUGCACCACCAUCCAGGUACUCCUAAGAAGCUACCCCGUCAACCAGCCCAUGUCCAUUCUGGCCAACUCCUCCAGCUACAGAUCACUUCUGAGCCAGCAGAUGCAGUCCAUCAUCCCCAUACACCUGGCUGUCGAAUACCGCAAGGCCCAGAGUUUGCUUUGUUUGCUAGAACACGGCGCUGACCCGGAAGUCAGGGAUACAAGAGGCCUCACCACACUUCACCUGAUGCUCCUGCACUGGCCAAUCACUUCUACCACGUGGACAGAACCAGGGAACAGAAUCCAAAGGAUCCUGACAGAUAUUCAGAAUAACGCUAUAAGGUGUCUCCACAUUCUGUGUGAACACGGAGCUCAGGUGAAUGCUCGAGUAGACAACAGCCAGAAACAUUCACCCCUCCACCUGGGCAUAAUAUAUGGUAACUAUCCAGUCCUCUCCAUUUUAGCCCAAAAUGGCGCCCAUGUCAAUGCUAUUAAUGAAUCCAGCAUGACGCCCCUUCACAUGGCUGCAAAUAUACUGAAUAAGGAGAUGAUAGAAACACUAAUUUCCUGUGGAGCCAAUGUUAACUGUGCCGUCUCUUCCACGGGGAACACAGCCCUUAAGCUGGCGGUGUGCACCGCAUCAGGGAAAGCAGGCCGACUGCUGGCUGCAGGAGUGAGCUGUAUCCGCCUGCUGCUGAUCCACGGAGCCAAAGUAAAUGCCCAGGACCACGAAGGUCAAACCGCUAUCCACGAGGCAUGUUUUGGAGGCAGAGAGGCAAUAAUCAAUCUCUUGCUCGAAUUUGAAGCAAACGUUAACAUAUUAACAAGAAAUGGGGAAUCUCCAAUAUAUAUGUAUCUUCAGCGCAGUUCCAAUACAAGAGACACAGCACUUCUUGCCAGGCUACUUUAUCACUCUUAUCCUUUGAGACUGACCAAUAACCAAGGAACUCUACCUGCAGGACUCAUGCUCCCACAAUUCCACCUCUUAAGGGAAACCCUAAUAAAGUUAUCUCAAAAACUCUUAUCCCUAGAGGAUAUCUGUAAAAGAAACAUCAGAAAUAUUUAUGGUGAGAAACACAAACAACACUUGAAGCAACUUCUCCCAGGGAAGAUAUGGAAUUCUGUAUAUGGUUAUUACGACUUAGCUCACCUCUUCAAGUAA
Diceros bicornis minor is the source of this 1280-nucleotide messenger RNA. RefSeq names its product ankyrin repeat domain 61 (gene ANKRD61). The record is from RefSeq and is a predicted model, not a curated record. The transcript is spliced from 3 exons. The coding region runs from base 21 to 1280 and encodes 419 amino acids. Gene Ontology annotation, molecular function: protein binding. Lineage: Eukaryota; Metazoa; Chordata; Mammalia; Perissodactyla; Rhinocerotidae.